GGACUCUUUCAGGACCUUGGGUAGGGUUCUGCUUCUACACACCUUUAUAGGAGUCAUGAAACGGAAAUCAGUAAUUUAUACGGAUUUUAACUGAGAUGCCAAAACUGACAGGACACUAAUAUUGGCGCCUCAAAUUGCCCCCUUAAAUUUGACCACCAUGAGCUCCCGUAGGCAUUGAGUCUGUUUCCAUAGAAACCAGCUUCUGCACAACGAACGACCAGCUCGCUUACAUUUGUUAUCGCUCAGGUUAUGCCACAAAUUAUGAUGUGCUGUUCCAUUGUAGAUGUUUUGACUCGGUGACAUGACAAAAUGUCCUUCAGGGAUUUGCGAAAUUUUACAGAGAUGAUGCGGGCUCUGGGAUACCCACGGUUAAUAUCCAUGGAGAACUUUCGGACACCAAACUUCUCUUUAGUCGCAGAGAUCCUCAUAUGGCUCGUUAAAAGAUAUGAACCUCUGACAGACAUUCCCACUGAUGUGGAUACAGAGUCGGAUAGAGUUUUCUUCAUCAAGGCUGUGGCACAAUUUAUGGCAACCAAAGCACACAUCAAGCUGAACACAAAGCGACUCUACCAGGCUGAUGGCUAUGCGGUGAAGGAGAUGCUAAAAAUCACCUCAGUGCUGUACAGUGCCAUGAAGACCAAACAACUGACACUGGAUGACAAAGUGGAGGAAGAUAACAACAAGUUUAAGUUUGAUCUUGGCUCAAGGAUAUCUGAUCUUAAAGCGGCCAGACAACUUGCAUCUGAGGUCACGUCUAAAGGAGCGACUUUGUACGAUUUAUUAGGGAAAGAGGUGGAAUUGAGGGAAAUGAGAACUGCAGCUAUCGCUCGACCUCUUGAGAUUGAUGACACCGAAAAGGCCCUAAAAGCUGCGAUCAAGGAGGUUUUGGAGAGUGUUGAAAAAACCAAAGACAUGUUGGUGAAUGGGGCGUCUGAUGAGAGCAGUCUGGAUGCUAAGAUAGAGAAAAAGAAGCAGGAGCUGGAGAGAAAUCGAAAGAGACUACAAACGCUGCAGAGUGUGAGACCUGCCUUCAUGGAUGAAUAUGAGAAAAUAGAGGAAGACCUGCAGAAGCAGUAUGACAUAUAUGUGGAGAAGUUCAGAAACCUUUGCUUCCUGGAGUCACAGCUGGACGAGUACCACAGACUGGAGCAGGAGAGGUUUGAGGAAGCUGAAAACAACAUGAGAAUGAUGCAGAAUAAGCUGAGAGAAGAGGAGCGGGACCUAAUGAGAAGUUCCUUGAAAGAUGAAGACUCUGACAUGGACCUUCCUGAAGACGAAGGCUCUGACAGUGACAUAGAAGAGUCUCGCCCUUCAAAGCCACGGCCGUCUCACAAUGGCAUCAUGGCAGGUCGAGGAGCAAGAUUCAUCGGUAACAUGCAGGGAGGUGACAGCGAGGACCAUUCCAUAGCAGUUUCCGGAAGGCCGUCAUUUUGUGCCAAAAAAUUCCCCGGAAGACAGACUGAAGAUAGUCAGAUUGAUGUGGAUGAGGACGAUGAGGAUGAUGAAGAGGAAGAUGAGGAGGACGACGAGAGUAAGGAGUUAGAGGUUGACAGUUUGGAAGGACCAGAACGAAGAGGAACCGGAACCUCCAGGGGCGGCUCAAGACCCCCUCACCCCGAGGACAGUGACAAUGACUUCUAAAUAAACAUGGCCUUCUUGUUGCUCUGUGUCUGCACUGUACUUAAAUAUGUGCGCUGUAUGUUACAGUUACAUUUUUGUACAAAUAAAAAGUUGGAAAAUUUGAAUUGAAUUAAA
Messenger RNA from Synchiropus splendidus (mandarinfish), 1755 nucleotides. RefSeq names its product clusterin associated protein 1 (gene ift38). Bases 310 to 1641 code for a protein of 443 amino acids. NCBI's taxonomy places the organism in Eukaryota, Metazoa, Chordata, Actinopteri, Syngnathiformes, Callionymidae. The transcript is spliced from 14 exons. The record is from RefSeq and is a predicted model, not a curated record. Gene Ontology annotation, cellular component: intraciliary transport particle B; cilium; centrosome. Gene Ontology annotation, biological process: cilium assembly.